Micropterus dolomieu (smallmouth bass) is the source of this 3873-nucleotide messenger RNA. It is a transcript of the gene fgf12a, whose product is annotated as fibroblast growth factor 12a. Gene Ontology annotation, molecular function: growth factor activity; fibroblast growth factor receptor binding. Lineage: Eukaryota; Metazoa; Chordata; Actinopteri; Centrarchiformes; Centrarchidae. The coding region runs from base 461 to 1234 and encodes 257 amino acids. Gene Ontology annotation, biological process: positive regulation of protein phosphorylation; cell differentiation; regulation of cell migration. The transcript is spliced from 6 exons. Gene Ontology annotation, cellular component: cytoplasm. The record is from RefSeq and is a predicted model, not a curated record.
CCAGCCACGCACGAGGUUGAUGCGAAAAGGCGUCAGGAACCCAGAGGAUAGGGCUCGUCAGAGGCGGCACUGUUCACCUGGAAUACCUACCUGAAGCUCUCCAAUGACACGCAGCUGCAUCAACUUAUCAAUACUGUUGCAUGUAUUCACGGCUGAUAUGUCGGCCCCUGUGGCCUAGCCCGUAGUAAAAGAUCAGUCGCUGUUGAGUCGAAGACCCGAGUGCCAUAAACUCGCGGCAGCUGAAUUAAACUGUCCCCACCAGAGGAUGCUGCCCUGAAGUGCAAUGAUGGCCGGGACUCGGAGGAUUGUUCUGAUAAGGAUGACAUUUGGUUGAAAGACUCGUGGACCGAAACAUAAAAUCAGCUCUCUCGGUUUAUUGUGUUUUUUUGCGCCAAGAAGCUGCACCAAGAUCCGAUCUCUGCCGAACCACACUCUCGGUUUUCAGACUCGGUUCGGGGAGAUGGCCGCGAUCGCCAGCUCCCUGAUCCGGCAGAAACGCCAGGCGAGGGAGUCGAACAGCGACCGGGUCUCUACUUCGAAACGUCGCCCCAGCCCCAGCAAAGACCCCCGCUCUCUCUGCGAGAGACAUUUCUUGGGGGUCUUCAGCAAAGUCCGUUUCUGCAGCGGCAAGAAAAGACCCGUUCGGCGGCGACCAGAUGCACCCUCGAAACCUCCACAGGUGUCCCAUAAGGGCUGCAGGCUAGAGCCGCAGCUGAAAGGCAUCGUGACACGACUGUUCAGCCAGCAGGGCUUCUACCUGCAGAUGCAGCCGGAUGGAACCAUCGACGGCAGCAAGGACGAGAACAGCGACAACACCCUGUUUAAUCUUAUUCCUGUGGGUCUCAGAGUGGUGGCCAUCCAGGGAGUCAAGAGUGGUUUCUACAUCGCCAUGAAUGGCGAGGGCAUGCUCUACAGCUCGGAGAUGUUCACGCCAGAGUGCAAGUUCAAGGAGUCCGUUUUUGAGAACUACUAUGUGAUCUACUCGUCCACUGUGUACCGGCAGCAGGAGUCUGGCCGGGCCUGGUUCCUUGGCCUCACCAAGGAGGGACAAGUCAUGAAGGGCAACCGAGUCAAGAAGACUAAGCCCUCGUCACACUUUGUGCCCAGGCCUAUCGAAGUUUGUAUGUACAGGGAGCCGUCAAUGCAUGAGAUAGAGGACAAGCACCGCUCCAGGAAGAGCUCAGGGACUCCCACCAUGAACGGAGGGAAAGCUGUCAAUCAGGACUCCACAUAGCAGCAGGGGGAGGGGCUUCCAGCAGGGGGGAGUGGCCUCAUCCUGACUCAGAGGGAGGGGCCAUAGGAAAACUCACCUCCCCCCAAAAUACAUCCCCUCUGGGAAAAAAAAGAGGGCGUUGCCACGACGUGGAGCUAUUACAGUACACCCAAGACAUCAAAAACAAAACUGAACUCUUGCCUGUGAAAACCUUUUAGAUGAAUUAAUAUGAAACCAGAGGAUAUAUGGAGAUAUAUAUGGAGAGAAAAAAAACAUUUUCAAUCAGGACUUGACCAACAUUUUAUGCAAAAAAAGAGAAAAAGCUGUGAUAAACAAAGGAAUGGUGGUCUCUCUUCACACAAAUACAAAUAUCUAUCAUUUCCAAUUUAUGCUGUGAAAAACAAGCUUUAAUACAUGUUAAAUUUUCAUACAUUGAUUUCUUUUUUAAAUGCUAUUGCACUCUCAUAUGCUUAUUGUGUUAUUGUCAGUAAUAACUAGGACAUCAUCAUCAUUACUAAUCUGUUGAUCCUAUCAUAAUUAUUCUGGCUUUUCUUUUUGUUUUUGAGACUAAAGAAAGUAUUAUUUUUCUUUUCAAUUACUCUUGUGUCUCUCAUAGUUUAAUCCUGAAUGCACUGUCAUACUACCUGCUCUGGUAUGAGGGUAAGACUGAAUGUAUUUGAUAGUUCUCUGUGUUGGACUCCAUUGGAUACAGAGUGCUUAGGGUGGGAUGUAAUUUACUCAGGUGUGUACUGUAAGUGUAACUAAUGUGACUAAUUGGACGGAUAGGGCUGUUUGAAAUACUCUAAUGUGAACUUCCCUAUGUUGUUCUGCUGUGACAGAACAGGAAUGAUACAAGCAAUAUAAUAGAGAGCAGUCUAGCAUGUCUCUAAAUAACAUUCAUACCAAUCUGACGGCACAUCUCUGUGGUCAGUGUGUUCGAAGGCUGACAGAAAGUUGCAGAAGUAAGUAAGUCUGAAUCAAAGGAAAACUGUUUUGAUAUAGCUUCAAUAUACUCUUAACAUUUGCAAGGAUUAUUAGGUUUUAAAUAAAGAGAUGUUCAUAUUUGUCAAAAAUGGCAAAGAAACUCUUCUUUGCCAUUUUUGACAAAUUCUCUCCAACAACUGAGAGCAAUAUAACGACCAGCAUCAGCACUAUGAGCCAUGGCCAAAAACGGUCACUUCACAUUUGCGCCUCAAGAAACACAGACCCCUUUCUCGGCUGUUAGCUAGGAUAUAACAACAACUCUCAAAAUAUAUCUAUAUAACAGUAUUCAGGCUUUUGAACUAUAUUGACAAAUCAUGAAAUAAUCCUUGAUUAAAAAAGCAUUCUGCUGUUUUUUCUAAGCAAAAGUAAGGAUGAAAGUUGUUUUGGCAGGCCUGGCAGUGAAGAUAUGUGUUGUCUAGUUUUCAAGUUCUACUAUUUCUUUUAUUUUUCUUGUGAAAAGAUUCAACUCAACACUAGUGGACAGGGUGUCUGACUGUUUAAUAAUUUACUGACCUGACUUGUUGAUAUUUUCAAUAUAAUUUCACAAUCACUAAGACUUUCCCAUCACAAUGUAAGCAGAAUGUCUCAUUGAGGAAACCAGUUCAUCUGGAUUUAGCCAGGUUCGGUGAGGAUGAUUUACUAUCUCAGUGAGAGUAUCUCACUGUUUGUUUUCUCUGACAUGGUAAUCUGUACAGCGUCCCCCCUUCACCCCCCGGUUUUGUGACCCAUGAAAUGAGCCAUUUGCUGCAUUGUGGAGGAAAGCUUCACUAUAUAUAAAUCAACAUGCUGACAGGGCUGUAUAAACAAGGUGAAUUGACUGGUACACCGUUCCAUUCCUAAUCUCCAAUUAGUUUGUCUAACUCAGGAAGUCCUACAAUUGUUCCGUGAAUGGGGCCAGAAAUAAAGGCUGGCUGCUCAUUGUCCAGCACCCAUUGCACAAAGCCUGGCCACUGGUGUGGUGUUUAAGGAGGUCUGGAUGGGGUCUGUGGUGUUUUUAUCAUUACAGGUGGUGUACAGCUAAGCCUAGCCAGGAUUCGGAGGUUGUAAAAGGAAUUACGGGAGCCGAGAUAAAGCAUGAACAUCGCAUGACUGUAAGAGUUGAUUGGUUUGAUUUUGAGGUGAGAGCUAAUAAAAGAUUGCUUUAAGUUUGGGGGAAUAUGUCCAAAACUUUUUUAUGCAACGUUUUGAUCAGUAUUUUAGCGAGAGUUUGUACAUGUCUACUAUAUCUGGUUGAAAAUCAUAUGCUAAAUUGGUGGUAUGUAGAGUAUAUAGCACACAUUCAGCUGCACAGAGCAAACCGCAGUGUUAUAUCAUCAUGGAUCUAUGAGGGUUUUCCACCUGGGGCCCGGGUCUAUAGCUGGUGCAAGUUACCUGCAAGAGCUAACGGUAGAUUAGUUCAACUUCCAUAGCACCUACAGCAUAACAGUGAUACAUACAGCAUAUUAGACGUGACACUGGAAGUCAGCAGGCAAGACCAGCAUAUAUAGGUAUCUUUUUAUAGAGGUUUAUAUUGGUGCAAAUGAAAUAUACAUGGACUUAAAGCAGUGCAUGAAAUUGGAUGUACUUGAUGUCAACUGUUGACAGCAGAAUGAGAGGAUUUAAGAAAUGGAUGAAUAAAGCAAAGAGGUAAAAAUAGCUGAUGUGGGAGAGCGUAAAGGAGAGCACUUUUUUUGGGG